Messenger RNA from Neltuma alba, 3300 nucleotides. Its product is annotated as putative ion channel POLLUX-like 2. The coding region runs from base 249 to 2807 and encodes 852 amino acids. The transcript is spliced from 24 exons. Lineage: Eukaryota; Viridiplantae; Streptophyta; Magnoliopsida; Fabales; Fabaceae. Gene Ontology annotation, biological process: monoatomic ion transport. The record is from RefSeq and is a predicted model, not a curated record.
UCGCUGGCAGUGGCUCCUCUGCAUAGUUCUCUGUCUUCCACAUCUUCACUUUCACGUCCUAUUCCCUUGUCGUUUUGUUCCUUUAGCUCACACUCAUAAUUCCCCCAUACAAUAUCCACCUCUCCGCCAUUUCCAUCGCUUCCUUCUGCUGCUCUGAAAUCUCUCUCUCUCUCUCUCUCUCUCUCUCUCUCGCUUCUUUCUGGGAACGCAUAAGGAGGAAGACGAAGAAGAAGGAGGACGAAGGCUCGAUGACUCUCGCUCAUAAGUUGCACAGUGCACAGCCAUGGCGUCUUCCUUCUCGACUUCCAGGAACCCCUCAUCCAUUCUCCUCAUCAAUUCAUACCAAUAGGAGAUUGAUGCCCUACAGAUAUGGCUUGUUCAAAUCUUCAACAUUACGUGCACAUUAUCUUAAAGAAAACAGUGAAGGUAGAUGGCAGGCCCAAUCUUGCCGAUCAGAAAAUAAAUCAGAUUCAAACACAAAUGUUAGUGUUCCAGAAAGUAUGGACGCCAAGUUCACUAUGACGGAGAACAUAAAUACUAUUAUUAAUCAGGGCCCAUGGACUGAAAGCAUGAUACAAUCUUUGUCAUUGUACUUCAUACAUAGAGUGACACAUCAAAUGUUUUUUCACCGGAUGUUGAAAGUCGUUCAAGUAAUGCUUCCAGAGAUGCUUCAAACUCUUACAGCAGCAAGCUUGCCUCUUGCUUGCAUCUCUAAUACCUUGAAUAAAUCCAGCCCUCUCUGGUUAAAUGUCUCCUUCCCUUCUGUUAGUGAUAUUCAAUGGAGCCUGACACGAUUGAUAUACUUGUUCAAUACCCAACUUGAGAGAAAUGUUGGCACGAUCUUUGUGGCGCUCCUUGUAGCAUGUUCAUCAUUUGUUUUUGUUGGUGGUCUCCUGUUUUUCAAAUUCAGGGGUCAGAAACAGUCAUUAGAGGAGUGCUUCUGGGAUGCCUGGUCAUGCCUUGUUUCAUCAUCAAGUCAUUUAGGAAAAUCAACACGUGUUGAGCGUGCUCUUGGAUUUAUUCUUGCCAUAUGGGGUAUACUGUUUUACACUCGCCUGCUCAGUACAAUGACCGAACAAGUUAGGAUUAAUAUGCAAAGACUAAGAGAGGGGGUCCAAGUACAAGUUUUGGAGACUGACCAUAUCAUCAUUUGUGGUAUGAAUAGCCAUCUGCCUUUCAUAUUAAAGCAGCUAAACAAGUAUCAUGAAUUUGCGGUCCGCUUAGGCACUGUUAGAGCGAGGAAGCAGAGAAUCCUUCUUAUGUCUGAUCUUCCUAGAAAACAGAUUGAUCAAAUAGCUGAGCCAAUGGUGAAAGAUUUAAAUCACAUUGACGUCCUUACAAAAAGUGGCAGCCUUAGUUUGACGGAAUCAUAUGAAAGAGCAGCGGCCAACAAGGCUCGUGCAAUAAUUAUACUGCCAACAAAAGGGGACAGGUAUGAAGUUGACACAGAUGCUUUUCUAUCUGUUUUAGCCCUUCAGCAAAUUCCAAAAAUGGAUUCUGUCCCCACCAUAGUUGAAGUUUCAUGUUCCAAGACAUGUGAGCUCUUAAAAUCUAUGUCAGGAUUGAAAGUACAGCCAGUAGAAAAUGUUGCAUCCAAAUUAUUUGUCCAGUGCUCUCGACAGAGGGCGCUUGCAAAGAUCUACAGACACUUGCUAAACUAUCGAAAAAAUGUAUUUAAUCUUUGCAGCUUACCCAACCUAGAAGGAAUGACCUACAGGAAAGUAAGACAUGCAUUUCAAGUGGCAGUUGUCUGCGGUCUUUAUCGGAAUGAAAGGAUAGACUUCCACCCAAAUGAUAAUGAAAUCCUGCAGAAAACUGAUAAAGUUUUAAUGAUUGGAUCCCUUCGUGAUACAAAGGAGGCACACGCAUACCCACACAAGAAAGAAGGAAUUCAUGACCAAGAAAUUCAAGAAGAAGAUGUCGAGCAUGCUAUACAAUUGAGUAAAAUGAGACUAGCUAAUAUUGUAAAGCGUCCUAAAAGAUCAGGUUCCAAGGCAUCAGAUGAAAAUCUGGGACCGAAAGAGUGCAUUCUUUUGCUUGGGUGGCGCCCUGAUGCUAUAGAUAUGAUUGAAGAGUAUGAUAACUAUCUUGGUCCGGGGAGUGUUGUGGAAAUAUUAUCAGAUGCACCUGUGGAUGACCUGACUAGUGCCUGCAGCGUUACUGGUCAAUGUAACCUCAAGAAUGUUCGAAUUUCUCACAGGAUUGGAAAUCCUUUGGACUAUGACACCUUGAAGCAGACCCUUCUGAGUAUCCAGAGAUCUCUUGGUAGUGAAGAUAUUCCUUUGUCAGUUGCCGUGAUAUCUGACAGAAGAUGGCUUCUUGGAGAUCCAUCUAGGGCAGACAAGAAUUCUGCUUAUACUCUCCUACUAGCAGAAAAUAUCUGCAAACAACUUGGAAUUAAGGUGCAUAAUCUAGUUGCAGAGGUUGUUGAUUCGAAGUUGGGGAAACAAGUUGCGAGAAUCAGUCCAUCACUGACCUAUAUUGCGGCCGAGGAAUUAAUGAGCCUUGUAACAGCUCAAGUAGCGGAGAACAGUGAACUUAAUGAAAUUUGGAAAGACGUACUAAAUGAAGAGGGUGAUGAAAUAUAUGUGAAGGAUAUCAGCCUUUACAUGAAAGAAGGAGAGAAUCCAACAUUUUGGGAGCUCUCAGAGAGAGCAUAUCUACGGAGAGAAGUAGCCAUAGGUUAUGUGAAAAAUAACAGGAAGGUUAUUAAUCCGCUUCCAAAGUCAGAACCCCUCUCUCUUGAAGUGACAGACUCACUAAUAGUUAUUUCGGAGCUUGAAGGAGAACAGCCUGUGGUUUUGUAAUGCUGAAGCUUCAAUAUAAUCUUAUCUUCAUGCUGCUUCAUUGUUGCUGCAGGGGCAUUGUUUCCACCACCUUGUAUAAACCCUGGCAGAGAUUUUCUUAAGAAUCUCUCAGUCGAUCGAAUCCCAGAAGAAUAGAGGGUGAAUCAGUUGUUUUUUUAAUCUUGCUGCUCAGGUACAUCCAAAGGCUUGAAGAUUUAGGAGUUCAAUAAUGGUCACAUUAUAGACCGCUGAAAGUCAUUCUGGCAGGGAAAAUAGUGUAUUUAGGGGCUUUAAUAAUUUCUUUUUUUUGGGACCAAGACUUGAAUAAGUUCUCUGAUGCAGAGAUUCUGCUAUUAGACAAUGUUAUAUUCAGUUUUGAGUACAUUUUAACUCUAUUUUUAAGAUUUUGGUUUUAAGUUAUUGCCUUAAGGCUGAAGCUAUCACUAACUACUCAAAGAUAAUGGACACAGAACAUGGAGGAGUUUCUAGAGAAAUAUAAAGAUCAGAAAAAUAA